GGCGGCGGCGGCGGCCCCCGCGGCCCGAGCCCCCGCCGCGCCGCCGCCGUCUACACGCUCAACCUGCGCGUCUUCUGGCCGCUGGUGACCUGCCUGUGCACGGCGCUGCUCUGCCUCUGCCAGGCGCUGCGCGGCCGCGCCGCGGGGGAGGGCGCGGCGGAGGCGGAGGCGGGCGCCGCCCCGCUGCUGCCGGGCUCGGCGCUGCUGCUGCUGGGCUACCUGCUGGCCCGCUACCGCGGCGGGCGGCCCCCCCGGCGGGGCGUCCCGGACGGCGGCGCGGCCCCCCCGGCGGCGGCGGCGGCGGCGCGGCGGGCGGUGCUGGAGGGCUUCUACGCGCGGCAGCUGCGGCUCUCGCCGCACGUGCUGGGCCACAGCAAGGCGCACGUCGGGCGGGUGGUGGGCGAGCUGGUGCGCGCCGCCAAGGCGCAGGGGCUGCAGCCCGGCCCGCUGGCGCUCAGCCUGCGCGGCGACUUCGUGCGCAUCGGCAGCGCCUACGAGCAGCACAAGGUGCGCAGCCCCGACUGCUUCGACGUGCUGGUGCCGCUGCGGCUGCCGCCGCGCCUGCAGCCCGAGGCGCGCUGCGCCGCCGGGCCGGGGCCGGGGCCGGGGCCGGGGCCGGGGCCGCCCGCGGGGCCGCGCGGCGCCUUCGUGUGCGCGCUGGCGGCGCCGGGCUGGCCGCGGCAGCAGCGCGCCUUCGCCGCGGGCUUCUGCGCCGAGCUGCAGGGCCGGCGGCUGCUGUCGUCGGCGCUGGUGCUGCGCUGGUUCCGGGGGCACCUGCAGCGGUGCCUGGGCGCCGUGCGCUACCGGCUGCAGGAGCGCUGCCGCGUCCGCCUCUCGGCCGGCCCGGGGCGGCCGCCCACGCUGCUGCUCCAGCCGCGCUCCGACCACCUCUGCUGCCACCUCGCCAUGGCCGUGCGCCUCAUCCCCGCCAUCCCGCUGGGCGACUCGCUCUACCUCACCGCGCCGCCCGAGGCCGCCCGCGCCGCCCGCCCCGAGGCCCUGUGGGGCCUCAACGCCUCGCGGCAGGAGCAGCGGCUGCUGAGCUGGCUCAAGGAGCAGGCGCCGGCCUCCUCCUGCCACCUCAAGUGCCUGCAGAUCCUCAAGGGGCUGCGCGACCUCCGCGGGCGGCGCCUGGCCGAGCCCUUCUGCUCCCAGUGGGGCCGCGUGCUCUCCUCCUACGUGCUCAAGACGGCCCUCUUCUCCCUGCUGCUGCGGGGGCCCUUGGAGGCCUGGGACGAGCGCUUCCUCGUGGAGCGGCUGGAGGAGCUGGUGAUGUUCCUCAGGGACUGCCUGCGCAAGCAGGUGCUCAUGCACCUCUUCCUGGGCAACGCCGCCCUGCCCGAGGCCCUGGCGCUGCCGCGCUUCCUCAAGGAGGCCGCCCCCGUCAACCUGCUGGCCCCCUUCGACGGGCCCACGCUGGACCUGGCCGCCUGCCUGCUGCUCGACACCUGGAACCAGGCGCCGCGCGUCAUCGCCGCCUGCGCCGGCCCCCGGCACCGCUGGUGGGCGCCCGCCCCGUGCCGCCACGCCGCCGGGCCCAGCCCCGCGCUGCAGGGAGAGCGACGGGCGCCGCGCGCCCCCGCCGCCUCGCCCCUCCUCGGAGCAGGGUCGGGAGCCGAAGACCGGACGGGAUGAAACGCGCGCUCCGCUUUGUUUUUGAUGUCGUCGGUCGCUCACGGGAGAGCUGCGAAGCUCCUGGGAGAACGCCCUGGCGGGGAAGCCCGACCCGCGGCGGGCCGCUUGCAGACACGACUCUGACAGUCCCAAACCGACGCACCUGGAAGUCCGUCUUAGCUUGUUUCCUUCCCUGCUAAAUCGACUUUUUAUGGGAUUCACUUCUGGCGAUGCGUUUGAUCUCUCCGUUUGGGAUUUAAGCAUCCCGUGAGCACAGGGAAAAACCCUUAACGUACCAAGAUGUUCUUGAGAUGAGCUUGGAGCACGGUGUUGAUCACGGGUUGAAACGCUCAGUGACGUGCUUUAAAUUUUCUGUGUAAUCUAGUACAUUGUGCUAAGUAGAAAGAGGAUAUGCAUGUUAAUGUUAAAUUGAAGCGAGGGACAGAGUUAAACCUCUCUGACAACAGAACGAAGAAUCCAGCUAAAGUUUCUAUGAAGGAUCCAGUUUAAGUUUCUGUGUUAAAAUGAAGGUUAUGCUGAAGGAUUGAAAUACAGACAAAAGGAAACAGAUAGCACUUUAUUUUCACAAAGACCUUCAUUUUAGGGUAAUUGGCUGCACUAAAUAUUUGCUAUAGAAGAGGCAUUAGUAUUUUGUUCAAUUGAGGGGAUGAUGCUUGAAUCAUCCCGAGAAAAGUUGCUUUCGAGGCAGUGCUCCGGGGCUCACCUGUUUGUGGGCUCUUGUUUUUGAGUUGUCUUUUUUGAGGCUUUGAGCAUUACUUUUUCUUAGAAAUGGCUUUACCUCAAGGACCAACAACAAAACUCUAACCAGUUCUGUAUUUGUUCUAGAACAAAGCCUAAACCAGCCCAACUCUCGGUGCCGUGAGCUGGCUGACGCCCCACGUGCCCCCGGCGAGGGCUUGGCGGGCUGCGUGGCCGUCUGGCCCCGUCUCCGACAGCAGCGUGUUUUGGUCUGCCGCGGACCAAGUGACCCGGUGGCGUUUUCUGGCACGGUGCUGUAGCAGAGCGUUAUCCGAUCGAGGGGAGUAGGAAGUAAAAUAAAAUACUACAGGGUACUUCAGAGCUCUUGAGCACUAGUCAUGGUACCGCGGGGCCGUUCCAGGCUGUGACUGCUGGCAGCAUCUUAACACAAGCGCCAGCUCGGUGGUUCCCCCUUCCCGGGGAAGGAGCCCCUCCAAAGGGGCGCACGAGGCUGAACAGCAGCAAAAUCAGAAUAUCGCAUCCUUGCUUUAAGUUAAAAUAUUGGGCCACGUGCUCAAAUAUUUGAUGUAUUAAGACCUUAAAUGUGUUGCUCAACUUUCUGAGCAUCAGCAAUUUAGUAUGUGCCUUAUUACCUGCUAUACAGUGUCCUCGGCGAGCAGUUCAGAUCAGCUGUAAAUUACUAAAUGUGACUUUUGGGAAGCUUCGGGAUAAGUUGCUGUCACUAACGUACCUCUCAUCUCCCUGAGGGACACGCGUGCUGGCGUGCUUUAUUCGCAGUCCUGUGCAACAGAGCACAAAGCAGACACUUUCAGAAUCUAUGGAAGCUUUAUAAAAAUCUAUUUUUCUAAAUGGAAACACUCCCCAGGCAGAUGUUUGCCUACUUCUGUCUGUUUUUUUUAAACUGCUCUUGCAGUCUUAUUUUCAGGUAAUUAUAGCCUAGGUCACACCCUCGAGUUGGGUUAUUUUUAUAUGCGAAGCAUUGUGCUUCUUUCUACAAAUACGAAUAGUGUAUUUAUAGGUAGUAUUGAUAAACGUUCUUUGCACAUGGUUUUUAAGGCUAAGUGAGCUGCCUGGGUGGUGGUUUUUGUAGCAGACCACAGUUCGUACUAUUUUUGCAGAGUGGUGUUACUUGGUAUUUGAAAGGAGACGCAGUUCUGCAACCUUUGUUGUUGGAUCUUUUGCCCGAAGAGAGACUAGGUGACCAGUCCGGGGUGUCGUGGUUGCCGGGAACUCCUGACAUGAAAACCUUUUAGCUGCGGAGUCUGGCACCGUAAUCGCCUCUGUCAGCUAGCAGUUUGUGCACAUCGUUGUGCACUGCUGUCUCUGGAAAGUGAUCUUUUCUCUGAAAAGGAAUGCGCGUGUUCGGGGUGUAUGCAGGGCUGCUGUAAUACGUGGAAAUCUGCAGUAGACUUGGUAAAAACUUUCCUGUUAAAAGUAUAGUAAUGCCAGGAAAAAUAAAAGUUGCAUGUAGAAAUGCAUGGCAAAGAGAAAUGUUGGACUACAUAAAUAGUUCAGAAAAUGAAGGCUGGGCUGAGGAGGGGUGAGAUGGCUGUAAACUCACAGUGAAGGAGCAGUGUAAAUAAGCCGAAGGACAUGGGGUUAAAGUUGGAGGAGAUCUAUUGCAAGUAAGGUGGGUUUGGAGUGGAGGGAAAGGGAUUGAAGUAGGCAUUGUUUUGGCAAUACUUCCAGAGUAGUUGAAUCCACGUGGGCCAAACUCAUGGGCAAAAAUUUCAGUUUAUUAAUGGCGUAGAAUUGGGCUGGUCUUCAGUGUCAGUUCUUGCUCAGCAAGGUGUUCGUGGUCAUUGGUGAUGGGAGAAGAUGUACGCGUUUGCUUUAACCUUAGCCUUGGACGGACUUUGCUGGGGCGAGGGGGCUCCCGGCCGGGGAGGCAACGUGUGCGCAGUUGAGGCGAGGUCUGAGGGAGCCCUGACCAACUUGCAGCUCUGGUGUGCACCUGCACAAUCAAGUGUGUUUUCCCUGUCCGCUAUAAAGCAUGCAUUCAUGGAUGUGGUUGACAAAAGGAGCUGACAAAAGUCAAGUUCUGUUGUGAUAUUCCUAGGGCCUUGUCUGCAAGGCGGUAUAUUGGGAACUUGACCUACCUGAGUAAGCCCCUGUCCUCCCAACCCAGUGCUGCUGUUCACAGAAUAAGGUUAUGAAUAUGUAUUUGCAAUGUUAAGGUCUUAACUGUUGCACUGUCCUAUAGGUUCAGCACGGUCGUCUCUGUAUGUAUAGUCUGAAGCUCAAAUAUGGAAGAAAGCAGGUUAUUUAGCACUAAUGUGGGUUCUUGGUUCUCUUUGACUGCAAGCGAAUUUUACAAGGACUUCGUGCAAAUGAAGUUGUUUAUAUUGAAUGCUGGUUGGGGGGGGUCACACCUGUAAUAGAAUAAGUUUAUUUACAGUACCAAAAUGAAUAUAUGUGCCUUCUCUCUGUAUUCAAAAAUACUGUGUAUUUCUCAAAGACAUCAUUUCUUAUCUGGCUAUAUGUCUCCAAAACAUUCCUCCUCUUUGGAUUUUGAAUCUUUGCAGAGUAAUGUAAGUUUAAAAUGUUUGUUUGCAAUGGACGUUCUUGGUACAACUAUUUUUUGCUGGUUAAUAAUCAGACCAAAGAUUAAACUAAAGUGUUCAGCUGCUAUUGUUUUUUAAGUGUUUAUAGGCUUAAAGUGUCAGCCCAUUUUAAUGAAACGUUUAUAAAUUCAUUUCCUAUUUAAUAUCAAAAUACAUUUGCACUUUUAUUGUUUCCAUAAAAAGUUGGUGUUUUUGUUUUAAUAUUUCACUGUAGUAAUAAACAGCUGUUUUAAAACA
Dromaius novaehollandiae (emu) is the source of this 5135-nucleotide messenger RNA. It is a transcript of the gene ITPRIPL2, whose product is annotated as ITPRIP like 2. The record is from RefSeq and is a predicted model, not a curated record. The annotation marks the transcript as partial. The transcript has a single exon. Lineage: Eukaryota; Metazoa; Chordata; Aves; Casuariiformes; Dromaiidae.